GUGACAAGUAGCUUUGAUUUUUGAACUAACUAUUCAUUCUGUCUGUCCGUUUUAUCACAUUCACACUAAAUGUUGCCAUAACGAUAAGCGGUGAACAUCUCAACAAACAUGUCUGUGACAUCUUCAGAGGAAACCCAGCGGUUUCACAGCGACACCUUCGAAGUCUAUCGAUCUGAAGGCGAUGCACAUCGGAUUAAAAAAAAGUUUCCCAGGGCAAUACUUUGCUAUACGAAGGCCUUAGAGAAGAAGGAUGGUGAUGCAUAUUGUUUUUUAAAACGUUCCCAAUGUCACCUCCUGAAUGGAAAUGCAAAUAUGGCCCUGGCAGACGCCAAUGACGCUUUGAGAUUCUCCCCAGAAAAUUAUAAAGGCCUGCUUCAAAAGGCCGAGGCCCUUUAUACUAAGGGAAAUUUUGAGAAAUCUCUUGUAUAUUUUCAUCGUGGCCACAACAAGAGACCUGCCUUUGCUUGUUUCCGUUUGGGCAUCCAAAAAUGUGAGAAGGCCAUCAGAAAUUCAUUAGCAAACCCGACGGCAAUUAAGAUGACAAGCAGUGAAGGACAGUAUAUCUCCGUUCAGUGUGAUGAAGAAAUAGACAGACAUGCGAUGCUGAAAGCACACAGAAAAGGAGCGACGCAAACUAACUCGGAUGAUGUACCGUUGCACAUCCUACAUCCAAGCAGAGCCCGAGUGAUUUUUGGCCACUUGCACGACGUGCACGAGUACCUGCAGCAGUUGAUGUAUCAAGAAAGGUAA
Messenger RNA from Dicrocoelium dendriticum, 750 nucleotides. The record is from the annotation of a GenBank genome assembly. Lineage: Eukaryota; Metazoa; Platyhelminthes; Trematoda; Plagiorchiida; Dicrocoeliidae.